UAAUGCUACACAAAACAAAAGAAGUAUAAACCUUUGAAAGAAAACCCUUUUACCAAAUUCAAAACAAAACUAAUUCUAAUCGCAUUCUACUUCUAAUCCUAAUCCCAAACGUAUUAGGAUUAUUAACUCUCUUCUAUAUAAACCUGGAAACCCCUGUUUUUCCCAUUAAUUCAUUGAUAACCAACGUUGUGUGUUCUUUUGACAAUGGAGGCGAUUGUGAGUGCUCAUACAACUUUGACAUCCCCAAUUGUCUGUACAAGUAAAUCUGUUUCUCCGGUAUGUACACACUCAACGGUUUUCAAAGGAUUGUGCGUUUAUUGUGGGAAGAAUAUGAGCGAUGGGUUUGGUGUAGGAUUUGAUUUUGUGGCCGAUGGUUUAAGUUUUAGCAACCCUAAUAUUGCCGUCUGGAAAGAAAAUGGCUCAAAGAAUUUGUUUAGCCAGGGAAAACUUCAGUUGGUUCUUGAUUUAGAUCACACUUUGAUUCAUACACAAGCUACACGUAAAUUGACUCAGGAGGAGGAAUAUUUAAAGAGGCGGGCAAAUUCUUGGGGAAAAAUAUCAGAUGGGGACCUAUUCAAGUUAACUGAUGAAUUCAUAGUCAAAUUGAGACCCUAUAUUCGGACGUUUUUGAAAGAAGUCAGUAGCAAGUUCGAGCUCUACAUAUAUACAAUGGGUUCUCGAUAUUAUGCAAAAGAGGUGACUAAGUUGCUUGAUCCGAAGGGUGAAUACUUUAUCAAAUCCAGAAUAAUUUCACGGGAUGAUUCUAAAGAAACGAGAAAAAAGACCCUGGAUUUGGUUCCGGGAGAGGAGCGAGGCAUUGUUGUUCUUGAUGAUACCGAAGGUGUGUGGAACCAGCAUAAAGAGAACUUAAUUCUGAUGGGGAAAUAUAAUUAUUUCAGAGAUGGAAAGAUUAAUAACAGAUCUUUCUCGGAGAAGAAGACUGAUGAAAGUGACAGUAAUGGGGUACUAGCUAACGUGCUUGGAGUUCUAAAUCAAGUCCAUGGAUUAUUCUUCGAAGAUUCAAGAAAUCUAGGUUUUCAGGAUGUUAGAACAUUGUUGAGAAAAAUGCGUGGAGAGAUUCUGCUGGGGUGUACUGUGUUCAUUAAGGAUGCUGGAGAUGAAGCAACUGUGGUUCGGAAAAGGGCAGAGGAGAUGGGAGCAAGCUGCAAAUCCGUAAUUGACUCUUCUGUUACACAUUUGGUGUCAUCAAGCAAUAAGAUUGAGGAUCAUGAAUGGAAAGAAUUAGAGAUCAAAUACUUGGUCCAUCCAAAGUGGGUUUAUGCUACUUAUUAUCUAUGGCAGAAACAACCUGAAUAUUUGUAUCAACCCAGUUAGAAUAUGUUGUAUGAAACUUUCAUAAUCAGUUAACAUGUGAUUGAGUAAUGAUAUAUUAUUCUUAAUAUAUAAAUUCAUAUUCAGUAUUAAUCACAAAG
This is a messenger RNA of Mangifera indica (mango), 1433 nucleotides long. Its product is annotated as RNA polymerase II C-terminal domain phosphatase-like 4. NCBI's taxonomy places the organism in Eukaryota, Viridiplantae, Streptophyta, Magnoliopsida, Sapindales, Anacardiaceae. Gene Ontology annotation, cellular component: nucleus. The coding region runs from base 205 to 1335 and encodes 376 amino acids. The transcript has a single exon. Gene Ontology annotation, molecular function: RNA polymerase II CTD heptapeptide repeat phosphatase activity. The record is from RefSeq and is a predicted model, not a curated record.